GACUAUGGUUGAUGAGAAGAAACCAGCUCCUAAGAAGGGAGGUAAGAAAGCCUUAAAGAAACCGAUAGCAAAGGGCGGCAAGAAGCGGCGAAAGUCGAGGAAGGAGAGUUACUCCAUCUACAUCUACAAAGUGAUGAAGCAGGUUCACCCCGACACCGGCAUCUCCUCCAAGGCCAUGAGCAUCAUGAACUCGUUCGUGAGCGAUAUUUUCGAGCGCACCGCGGGUGAGGCUUCCCGCCUGGCCCAUUACAACAAGCACAGCACCAUCAGCUCCCGGGAGAUCCAGACCGCCAUGCGGAAUAAAGAGAGUCUGAAGACACGAUCCGGUCCCUGUUUUCAGCGAAGAGCGCUUGGUUCCGAUUGA
Molecule: messenger RNA, 364 nt
Organism: Carcharodon carcharias (great white shark)
Lineage: Eukaryota; Metazoa; Chordata; Chondrichthyes; Lamniformes; Lamnidae
Product: histone H2B 1.1-like
Exons: 1
Coding region: 5-364 (119 amino acids)
Cellular component (GO): nucleosome
Molecular function (GO): structural constituent of chromatin; DNA binding; protein heterodimerization activity
Source: RefSeq, a predicted model, not a curated record